Molecule: messenger RNA, 3601 nt
Organism: Schistocerca cancellata (South American locust)
Lineage: Eukaryota; Metazoa; Arthropoda; Insecta; Orthoptera; Acrididae
Product: sperm flagellar protein 1-like
Exons: 8
Coding region: 3068-3583 (171 amino acids)
Biological process (GO): regulation of cytoskeleton organization
Cellular component (GO): axoneme
Molecular function (GO): microtubule binding
Source: RefSeq, a predicted model, not a curated record
CUUACUCUACCCUAUCCUAUCCUAACUUAGUCUCUUAGUCUACAGACAUCACAGAAACAUACAUGCCCACGGGGGAACUCGAACCUUAGUAGUUGCGGGUUCGUGGCUCGUGAUACCACACCAAGUCGUGUGGCUAUGGAGGCGGGUCCAAAUUUUUUACCAAAUAUACAUUAUACAUAUUUGUUUGGAAAAUAAUCAAUUCAUCUGUUAUAUUUUAAAAAUGAUUAGAAACUGUUAUGAAUCCAUGCAGUCUCUGUCAAUCAACAAAUUUCAUGGAGGAGAGAGAGCGCCAAACUACCGACAUGACAAAACGAUGAAAGUCGAGAAUGAGGCUUAGUUCAAAGCCUGGUCCUGGAAAAUAAAUUAAAUAAGCUAACAAUAACGAAUCACUUUGCUAUGCAUGACAUAUUUCACUCAGUUCGAAUUGUUAAGUUUUAGAAAUAGAGUGGCCAACGAAUCUCAAAGCACUAAAUGGAACUUUAAUCGAAUAUUAUUGGAAAGCAAUUAACAGUAGACCUAAUUACCCUACAAUACUGUGGAAUUGUUAAGUACAAACGACAUUUCAUCAGACGGUAUUGUUUCGUCUUCAACAAACGAUAUUCUUAACAAUGCGUAUUUCGCAUAUAGUCAUUACGAGUACGUUUAGCUGAAUUCAUUUACUGUGUAGUUUCUUUUUGUAAGUGUUUCGGGUUACUGUGUGUUAAUGUGAGUGGAGAAGUGGGAAGUGACAGAGAAUAUGAAAACAUAAGCACGAAACUUUCGUGCACGCCGGGGAAAAAACGUCUAAAAAGAGGUGAAAUAUCGAAGACAGAACGGCCUGUCCAUCGACAACAAAAAUUUCGUGAUGAGUAGCUACAUAUGCCAGGUUUACGUAAUUGGCUGGUGCGCGAUAUUUAUCCGCCCAGGGCGCGAUGCAGAUAUUACAAGAAUAUUAAAAACCAUUCCAGAAGUAAGAAGCACCUAAGCAUGGUGCAGUCUGCUACCGUGCGACAGCCUUCAGUUGCUCAAUUUGUCACAAACACACAACCAGUUAAGAGGAAGGUUGCUAAAGCUGAAGUCAAAUUAUCAGCAUUCUUAGCAGAACAUAAUGUGGCAUUUUUAGCUGCUGACCAUUUAUCCGGUUUGUUAAAAGAUAUUUUUCCAGACUCGAAUAUUGCAAGGGCAACGACUCUUAAACGGCACAAAGCACGUGCCAUUGUUUCUAAUGUUAUUGGGACGUCACACAAAGAAGUGUUGGCGAAAAAACAACACGCCAAAUUUAGCAUAAUGACGGACGAGUCCACCGAUAUCGGAACUGUGAAAAAUUCCUGCGUGGUGAUCCGCUUUUAUGACAAAGAUUCAGGUGAGUAAUAAUAAGAGCUAAUUUUGAAAUAAUAACCAAAUUAAUUCUAAAAUAAAUUUUCCUGUUAAGUUACCACUUGGUGUAUCACUUCUCCUUUUACAGGUUGUAUUGAAAGUAAGUUUUGGGAGCUAUAUAAAGUUUCAGAAGAUGGAGACUUAAAUGUUGAGAAAGCUUCUACUGCAGAAAAUCUCUACAAUGGUGUAGUAAAAACGUUUCAACAGCAUAACAUUGCAUUAGCCAAUAUUAUUGGCUUCGGAGCAGAUGGUUGCAAUACUAUGAUGGGAGUUCGUAAUUCUGUAGCAAGCAGAUUCCGAGAUAGCUGCCCGGGAAUUUUUGUAAUGAAGUGUGUUUGUCAUUCGGUGCAUAUAUGCGCAAGCGAGGCGUGCAAGAACCUCCCAAGAGCUUGUGAGGACCUCGCGAGGAAUAUUUUUAUGGUUUUUUCCAAACUCAGUGCGAAGAGGCAGGCAGAGUUCGAGGAAUUUCAGGUAUUUUUAAACUUGGAACCACACAAAUUACUACAUCCUUCACAGACACGUUGGCUGUCAAUGAUCGCGGUUGUUAGGACUGUGCUGGAAAACUGGGAUGCUCUAAUGCUGUUUUUUAACCAAAAAUGGCUUUCUGAGCGAGUUCUAAGUGCUGAACAAGUUUUUAACUGUUUACAUGACUCCUUUGCAAAAAUGUGUUAUAUGUUCUUAGAGUGGAUUCUACCAAAAUUUACUACUUUCAACGAGUAUUUCCAGUCUAGAGCAGUAGUAUUUGUUGACCUUCAUGACAAGAUUAGAGCUCUCUAUACAGAAAUACUUCUGUAUUUCACGAAACGCACUUAUGUCAUGGGAAAAAAUCUCAGUGAUGUUGACCCAAAAAAUGCAGCUCAUCAUCUGGAAGAUUCACAACUGUAUUUGCCGGCCGGAGUGGCCGAGCGGUUAAAGGCGCUACAGUCUGGAACCGCACGACCGCUACGGUCGCAGGUUCGAAUCCUGCCUCGGGCAUGGAUGUGUGUGAUGUCCUUAGGUUAGUUAGGUUUAAGUAGUUCUAAGUUCUAGGGGACUUAUGACCACAGCAGUUGAGUCCCAUAGUGCUCAGAGCCAUUUGAACCACAACUGUAUUUUGGUGUGAAAAUUCUGAAGAACGUUGGCACACCAGAGAUAAAGAAGCACCCACAUCUUAUCAAGGAUUUUUAUCAUCGAUGCAGGAACUUUCUUGUGACAGCUACGUGCCAGAUCAAAUUACGGUAUGAUAUGGAAGAUAAAGUGCUGUCCAAACUAGCGGCACUCAAACCUACAAAUGCCCUAUCACAAAGUUACCGAGAUACAACACCUUCACUCAUGCCUUUAAUGGAACUGCUGCCACGUAUAAUUCCUCCUUCAGAUCUCGAUUUAGCGCAAACUACAGAUGACCAGUGGAGGCGUCUCCCUCUGGUUUUCUCUUGUCUCCCAGACCCACUACAAAAGGAACAAUCACCGGACAAAAUAUGGAAUAUAUUAAAUAACGAAUCUGAAGAAUUUAAGGAAUUGAGCGUUUUCGCUCUCUCAAUUUUGAUUUUACUUCAUUCAAAUGCAGACUUCGAAAGAGCUUUUUCUAAGGUAAACCUCAUGAAAACCAAAAUUAGAAACAGACUCCAAACCAGUACACUGAAUGGAGCACUUCUUGCCUCUGGAUGCAUUAAAGAACGACCAGGAAACAAUGGAACAUGUGUAACUUUUGAGCCAACACACGAAACUACUUAUGGCAGAAUUACUGAAGCACUUCUUUCCAAAACUUGUCGAUCUUCACAACUAUGCUGCAGCCAGUUCAAAAUCUCUGAAGAUAGGCAACUGGAAUCUUUUGAAUAGAAAGGUUUUAAGCAAGAUUGGACUAGAGCUCAAAGAUGAAAACAUUGAUAAAUUGGCCACAGCCACAGCUGGUGCAAUUGAGCGCUUACUGAAUGAUGUACAUGAAAAAAUCAAAGAGAAAGAAACUGAAAAACUGAAAACAACAGAAAUACUAAUCGAGAAACUUGUUGAUAAACCAGGUGAGAUAGUAAGAGUUCCUGCAAGUGGAAGUGACAAAGAGCAAAUACUUAUACCACUGAAAGAAUUCAUGAAAAAACAAGAUGAGUUAACCAAAAAAGAUGAGAUGAUUGAUGCAUUACAGAAAAAGUUAUCCCACUUGGAGAAUUUAUUGGAACUAAAAAAUCAGCGCAUAAAUGAAUUAUCAACAGAGUUGCAGCAUUAUCAACAAGAAACAGAGCACACAGCUUAAUGGACAUGUGAUGUGAAG